Molecule: messenger RNA, 6117 nt
Organism: Oncorhynchus keta (chum salmon)
Lineage: Eukaryota; Metazoa; Chordata; Actinopteri; Salmoniformes; Salmonidae
Gene: jhy
Product: junctional cadherin complex regulator
Exons: 7
Coding region: 913-3534 (873 amino acids)
Biological process (GO): axoneme assembly
Source: RefSeq, a predicted model, not a curated record
UACGCAUAAUUGGAUGCCCUGCAAAGCCGCCAAUACCCCUGCGCAGGCGCAAAUCACUGUCUGUACGCGUCCGUUCGUUUCCAUGGUUGCCUUUCUUCAGAACUGGAGAAUAACAUUGGUGAGUGUCUUUUGACAUUGUACAAACCAGUCGAUAAUACCAGCGUCUCUCAGCUUUUAACAUUUUCUCUCACGCUAAUAAACUGUCUAAACCGUUUUAGAUAGACAAGCAAACCAUAGUUGUUGCUGGUUGUUGCCUAGGGGAGCAAGAAGCGGUGCAAAGCAAACCCAGUUCAGUAGUCAACAUAAAGUGACACGUUUAAUUAGAGAAUCAAAUGAUAGUAUAGGCUAACGUUAGUUCAUGAGCCAGACACCCUAAAUUCGGCCGUCGGGCACACUUCGUGUGAUGAUGUCUCAUUGUGAUUUUUUUUUUAUGUCCCAGUGUUGUGCGAAAGCAUUGGGAGCUUGCUGUGUGUUAUCGCUCUUUCUUUCUUCCCUAAGUUACCUAUCAACAUGGCUGGCAAAACUUCAAACGUUACAAUUUGUCAACACGUGCGAAAAAUGUGCUACAGAGGUACGGUUAGAUAGUAGUCCUCUGUUAUUUUCAAGGUUCUGAACAAAGUGUUGAGUUUGCUAACUAAUUCUCCACAACAAGUAAAGUUGAAGGCAAUGUCCGCUUCUGACAGCUAACGUUAGCAGCUAAGCCUAAGAAAUGUGUGAAAAUAUCGCGAAUAUUCUAUUCUGAAUAUGUCAUUUAGCUUUUUGAUACAGAGGUUUUUCAAGAAGUGAACAAGCAGCCAUCGGUAAAGUAAACAUCUGUGCACACCUACUGUACUGUAAUGAAAGCAGCAUACUGACAGUGACAGUUCAACUACAACCAAGCUCUCAACUUUUUCCUCAGCACAGCAGUACAAAAUGGAAGGUAAAAAGGGACCUGAGCACGGAAAGACCUAUGUCAGGUUAAAGGAUGAACACAGGAAACCCUGUCCACUAAAACCAGAGGUUGGUUUAAGCCUGUGGGACGCCGCUGAAUCGGACACAGAGAGCUUGGUCCAGGAGAGGGACUAUCAGCUUGAGCUUCAGAGGCGAAUUGGUGUUGAGUCUGGUGACCAGAAAAUGACACAACCCCAAGAGGAAGACACAGAUGGCUCAUGUCUAGAUGAGGGGGAACUUCAUGUCUAUGAUAGUCUUGAGGUAUCAGCACCCAGGCAGAACAAAAAGAACAUCCAGCAGCAGAGCAGAGACAAAGAGGUGUCCAGACAGAUGCACUACGAUGACACCUACGCAGAAUUGCGCUACGAUCCCAACUGGAGGACUAAUCUUGAGGGAGCUCGACAGUUCGACAAGAUGACCCCACCACUUCCCCUCGAGGAAGAAUCCUACAACUCGGAUGAACAAUCUGAGGAGCGCCAUAGAGAGAGAGGACAGGAGCUUUCAGGGAGUGGAGGAUACAGAUACAUAUUUUCCUGCAGUCCAGCUCUUGCAGAGGGUAUGACUCCAGAAAUCACAAGUAACGAACUUCAAUCUAAACACCCCCUAACGUCUUACCACCUCCCCCCACUGCAGAAUCAAGUUAUCAGAGAGGUUUCACCUGCAUUUUCCUACCACCUUCAUCAGAACCAAGUUAUAGGGGAUAGCUUGCCAGAGUCCACCCACCCAAGUCCUGGUGUGCCAUCUGAAAAAGCCAUGGAAAGAAACCCACACCAGAGAGUCAAGGCCAACCGAGGUGUGAGGAAUCCAACCAAUGCCACUGGUGGUGAAAUCCAAGCUAGCUUUCCUGACCUGGAAGACCGUUACAGGGAGACACAUGACAGAAAUUAUAGAGCUUUUCAGAUUUACUACAAUCAAGAGCAGUACGGACAGGCUAGUGGGACAGUGGCCGAGAAACAGUUACAGAAUUCGAUGUCCUCUAAAUCAAAGGGUUCGCGGCACUUGUCCAGCAGAAAGCCAGACAUACCAAGGGAGGACAUCAUUGAACGCAACAGAGUGACACUGGGGAUCAACGCAGCCAAACAGGGCUCGUACCUGAGGGCACAUGCACAACAGAAGGAGGUGAAAUCAGACAGCCAAAAUCAGGUUUGCGAUACUACAGAGGAGAUUACCAUUGGUGGGAACCAGGAGGAGGAAAGCCAAGGGGACAAUUCAGACCCGGAGCUGAGGUGGCUCCAGAAAACCCAGCAACUCAAGGUAACUCAGAUCUCCAAAGAAAAGCAACCUCAGCAGAGAGUGAAUCCCAAACCCCCCAGUGAGAAGAGAAUCCUGGCUCAGGGGGUCAAAGCCAGGCCAAGAGACUGCUACCUGAGCCCCCCCACCGACACCACCAGACCUGCAGCCAGGACCCAGGCUCACUCCCACCACCAACCCCAGCACUCACCCCACCUCCAGGCACUCUGUGACACAGAUUCCCAGUCGAGCAUACUGGACACCCAGCCACACCAGCCCCAAUGCAUCCCCUUAACACAGUCCCCCACCGUCCACCUCAACACCUUGUCCAAGUUCCUCGCUUUUAUGCACUGCAAUCACCAGGACACUGUUCUCACCAUACCCAAGCCCUGUAGUGGCCCCAGCCCCCAAAGGAAGCCACAGUCUAUAGACGGAUACAGCCCUAACGCCAAUGUACCGCUUAGGAACACCAUCCUGGUAAACCCUUACUCCCACCCAGGCCCUCACCCCUGUCCCCAAGACCACGGUUCAUUACAGCUGGCUUUGGUUCCACAGGCUGAUGUGUCUCCACUGUGUCCAGGUCGGGGCUCUCGCAGCAGUCAGUGCUUCCCAGGGAUACCCCCUCUCUGCCAGGGCAGCAGAGAACCACCGCAUCUCUGGCACCAGGAGAACGCCCCAUUGCAGCGUGAAAACCACAUUGUCCUGCAGGAUGAUGAUGAGGAUAGUCACAGGUCUACUUACACCGACGAGACAAAAUACUCCUGCUCCUACACAGUGCUGCCCCCUAUAGGUAAAACAACGAUGGGAGACACUGAGCUAGGCCAUGACAGAGCUGCACAGAGAUUCACCUCCAUGCAGAGAAGCAGCUCUGAGGCCUACCUCGCACAGAUGAGGAGAGAGAAACAACUGAAAGAGAGAGUAAUUUACAAGGCCUACACCCUGAAGGACUAUAAGCAGCUGAAGCAGGACGUUUAUCUUGGAGGCCUUGGGCCUGAUUACACCACCACAGAAAUUACAGCCGAGAAAAUGAGACGACAGAAGCUGUAUUCAAAUGUGAUCCGCGAGCAGAACAAGAAGAUAAGUAGGAUUCCCUUUCUACCAGCCGCCAGGAACGCAGUGGGCAGCAACAACAAGGACAACAUGGUUCCUAGGAGGAAGGCCCUGGAGUACGCCAGGAGCAUCCUGAGGCCCAAGGUAUUGCCCCAGGCCCAGCAGCCCAAGACCAGAGAACCAGAGAGAGCCCAGGGGGCCCUUAGGGGCAACACUCGCCUCCGGGAGGGCCUCGACCUAUCCCAGCUGGCCAUAGUGGAGGCCCUGAGGAAACGGCACGAGCAGGAGAAACAGACUGUGGCCAAUGUGGUGCAUGCCAUCUGACCCAGCACCGGCCCAUUCACUUUACAGCACACUGGAGUCACCCAACUGGAGUCACCCUUAAAGCUGACAUGGCCGUUCGACUUUUGAAGAAACUCAGUAUAUGGACUAUAUAGACAAUAUGGAGGAAUAAGCAGGGGAUUAGUGCAGCAAUCAUUCAUUAAUGCUUGUGUCUAUAACUGCAGUUUGAGGUGUAGCCUGUCUGUUUGUGGUUGAUGACAUAAGCAUUUACUGUAUGAAUUUUUUUUUACAACUAGUGAUGUUGUUAAACAUAGCUUACGUGUUCCUUCAUAUGAUUUGAUGCACUUAAACCAUAGGUAAACAUGGUACUUAUUCAGUACCAUACCGUAAUUUACACUAUAGGCAAACAUAGUACUGUAAUCCCAAACCAAGUGGAUUUUUUUUUAGCUUGCAGUUGAUAAUAAGGUAAUAUAUUGAUGUUUGAAUAAUAUGCAAAUGGUUUGUACACAUUUCAGAUAAAUCAUGCUCUGGCUAUUGAUGAAUCCUCAAGUACUUGAAUAUCUCUCUGCUAAUAUUCUUAACCUUACAAUUGCUCAUGAGUCAUGACCUGAGUGAACAUGACCUGAAAAUGUCUAAUACAGUACAGCUGCUCAAGUCAAUUCAGACAUAACACAUAUGGUUUGUUGUUGUAGUACAAUAUUACACAUAUUAGUACAAUACCACACAUAAUAGUGCAAUAUUACAAUCUGAGAGAACAUGUACACCUAAAGCUUUGUGUAGGUUGUUUGAUGACAAGGAGUAGGCAACUGAGUAAAAAUACUGUGGGUAGACCAUUGGUACAUUUUUUGGGAAACAGUACAGUGUACUCCACCUGUUUUUCUCUGUUGUUUUGAUUGCACUUGACAUUGAAACAUCCUCUGUAAAUUCAACAAUACGUCAUCAAAUCAAAAAGCUUCCGGUACUCUGCUAUAUUGUCUCAUUUUUGGGGGGUACGAGUUGGUAAUUCACUCUUUGGCAUUUUAUCCACAUUUCCAAUUUGUCCCCUUUCACCCUCUCACGCACCUGGUUUCUGCUGUUAAUCUGAAAUAAUCUGCUCUUUUUGUUCCAUGCCUGAUUAGUUUCUCCCUGUAUCCCCCAGUCGCUACUUCACAGAUACAAAUGGGUCAAACAAAGAUGACCCUUUGAAGGCCACCUGAUUAGGGUCUGUAAACUAGUUCUCUGUAGUUUAAAGUGAUAAUUCCCCCCCAAUAAAACAAAAUCUCAAGCACCCCCCAUUUAUUUAAUAGAACCGUCAGAUCAUUAUCAAAGAGCUAUUUACUCCUAUGUAAUAUUUUAAUUAGAUUAUAGUCUCCAUUUAACCCAUCAUGGCAUCUUUGAUGCACUGUGUUUUUAGUGUUAAAGCCUCAGAUGUGUGGGGGUAAUAAUAAAUACUGGACCUAAUGAGAAACACUGCCUAUCCAGACCAACUCUCUUUGCAUCUUUCCCCCCACCCCUCUUUUUCCAUAGAAAUCUAGUUAAUUGAAGGAGUCUCACCACCACACAUGAAGGGGGCUAAAUUAGCAUCCCUUUCUGCCGAUUGGAAUAACCGGGGCAGACGUGCAUGCUUUGAUGUGAGUAGGCGGCGGGCCCCUGAAAAUGAGCUGAUGGCCCCACUAUUAGGUCCAAAUGCAGAUGCAUCCAUGUGUUGCAAAACGCUUAAUCUUUUAAUUGAUCACCUUCCGCACAGCCUAUUCUCUUCAACGCUUUUUAUUUUCUCAGUCAAUCCGCAUUAUCUUUUGAAAAUGACAUGAAUUGCUUUUCAAAGGGUGGGAGAGUGCUGUAUAUCCUGUUUGGAUGUGCCUGUUAAUUUAAACCUUCCAAAUUAAUGGAGAGCUGCCUUGUGGUGCACAUUUAAAUGACUCAAUAAGUUCAACAAUAGCUGGUAUUGAUGAUUUUGGCCUGUGCGUGCAUGCGUACGGUGUGUGCAUUUGUGUGUGAGUGCAUGCGUGCAUUCUUUUAAAGGGCAUUCCAGAUGAAGUGGCCCACAUGUAAAGUGCCAGGUCGCCUAGAGGUUAGAGAGGUGGGCCAGGAACCGGGGGGUUGCCGGAUCGAAUCCCAAUUCUGAUAAGAAAAUCUGGUGGCAAGUGGCGUGCUAGCUCCUGCCAUUGUACCCUUGAGUAAGGCACUUAACACGUAAUCUGCUCCAGGGGCGCACCAUGGCAGACCCUGGCUUCCAACUCCUUGGUGUGUGUGUGUGUUUCCAAACCUUUGGUGUGUCGUGGGUGUUUGUUUCUCGGGGCGUUGAGUUAAAAGAAAAUAGUGAAUACUCAUUAUCUGAAAGGAAAAUUAAUAAGAAAUUAUUUUUCUACUAGAGAUAAUACUUAAAUAAAAAUCUGCCCUUGUUUUUGCACUCAUUGCCAUUGCAGAAGAAAUUAGCGUACUUGCUCACCUGUAGGCCUAAAGGGUAGUGCUGCUGCCAGCUCUCAGUCUCACAUCAGAAUUAGACAUUCAUCCAUGUUUCUCAUAUGUCAAAUGUGUGUGUCUGCAUGCUACUGAUGAGUAUUAUCUAAUGUGAGUAUAUUUUAACAAUGUUUACUAACUGAUUUUGAUCAUAUUCAGAGAAAUUAAAAAUGGGUGUGUUAUGGA